Sceloporus undulatus (fence lizard) is the source of this 2026-nucleotide messenger RNA. Its product is annotated as microtubule-associated serine/threonine-protein kinase 3-like. The annotation marks the transcript as partial. The transcript has 8 exons. Lineage: Eukaryota; Metazoa; Chordata; Lepidosauria; Squamata; Phrynosomatidae. Gene Ontology annotation, molecular function: ATP binding; protein serine/threonine kinase activity; magnesium ion binding. The record is from RefSeq and is a predicted model, not a curated record. Gene Ontology annotation, biological process: peptidyl-serine phosphorylation; intracellular signal transduction.
CACAAAGGAGUAAGUUUUCCAAGCUCUGGUUUUGUGCCUCCCCAACUUACGUCUCUCUUCCUCCCUGCAGCCCUGGCCGGACGACUGGGGUGUUUGAUAAUGAGAUUGUGAUGAUGAAUCAUGUCUACAAGGAACGGUUCCCAAAGGCCACGGCCCAGAUGGAGGAGCGCCUGGCGGAAACCAUUGCCACCUUCUGCCCCAGCAGCACCCUCCCACUGGCAGAUGGCGUCCUGGGUUUCAUUCACCACCAGAUCAUUGAGUUGGCACGCGAUUGCCUGGCCAAGUCCCAGGGGGCCCUGGUCACCUCCCGCUACUUCAUGGAGCUGCAGGAGAAGCUGGAGAAGAUGCUGCGGGACGCUCAGGAGCGUUCAGAGAGUGAGGAGCUACAUUUUGUGGAGCAACUUGUCCGGAAGCUGCUAAUCAUCAUUUCCCGUCCCGCUCGGCUGCUGGAGUGCCUGGAGUUUGACCUGGAGGAGUUUUACCACCUCUUGGAGGCGGCGGAGGGUCACGCCAAAGUAGGCCAAGGGAUCAAGACUGACAUCCCACGCUACAUCAUCAGCCAACUUGGGCUGGCCAAGGACCCUCUGAAGGAAAUAGUUCAGCUGGAUCAGGUGGACUGUGGCUCCCCUGCAGGGUCUGAGCAGCAAGAUGAGUCUUGCACCUCCAUCUCUCGGAGGAAGCCCUGCGAGAGUGAUUUUGAAACCAUCAAGUUGAUCAGCAAUGGCACCUAUGGGGCGGUCUAUUUGGUGCGCCACAAGGAGACCCGCCAGCGCUUUGCCAUCAAGAAGAUCAACAAGCAGAACCUGGUGCUGCGGAACCAGAUCCAGCAGGUCUUUGUGGAGCGCGACAUACUCACUUUUGCUGAAAACCCCUUUGUGGUCAGCAUGUUCUGCUCCUUUGAGACCAAACGCCACCUCUGCAUGGUCAUGGAGUACGUGGAAGGUGGUGACAGUGCGACACUGCUGAAAAACAUGGGUCCGUUACCUGUGGACAUGGCCCGGAUGUAUUUUGCGGAGACGGUUCUGGCCCUGGAGUACCUCCACAACUAUGGCAUUGUCCACCGGGACCUCAAGCCAGACAAGUAUGAGUGGUGGUGGAGGAUGGGAAGGGUUGGGAGGGAUCACUAAGAACAGAGAAAGAGACACAUGGGUGUGCAUGAUGUGCCUUUUUCCCUUCCCUGUUUUGGCCCUGAAAGGAGCCUGUUUAUUGGGGGUGGGGUAUCCCCUAUAGUUUGCAAAGGCAGCUGUUGGACAGCAUGAGUAACACCAAUUCAGACAAAGACAACAUCAGUGCUAAUCCACUUCCCCCUCAGUGCUUUUGUAAUUGUAUAAACAUUUGAGGCAAAUUUGGUCCCCCAAAAUGAUUUCUUUCUUUUUAAUUAACCAGCCUUGUGGCCCAAAUUUAGACACCCCAACUCUCAGUCCCUUAGAUUGAAAACAACUAUUACAAGGAAUUCCCCAAGAUUAAACUAAACUCUAAAACCCAACACUCAAACAGACUCUAAUCUAAAACUAGACAGCCUGCUUAGGCUUCAGUUCUGUACAUGUUUAUGAAGGGGUAAGUACCACUAAAAUUGCUUUGAAUAGACCUGCCUAGGAUUGUGUUGUCAAAAGUGGAAGAAGCUGCCAAGGAAAAUGAAAAAACAGCAUGCUGCCAACUCCUAUUGAGCUUUUUGGACUUCCAUAGGUGGUGACAGUGCGACACUGCUGAAAAACAUGGGUCCGUUACCUGUGGACAUGGCCCGGAUGUAUUUUGCGGAGACGGUUCUGGCACCUCUUGGCUGAAGCUAUUUUUAUUGUGGUGACAACUCACUUGGCUGCUGGCUUUCUAAAAUUCUAUAAUCUUGUAUGAAGAAGGGAUGCAUUCUUGCUGAUGCAGCCAGGAAUCACCUUAGCUUUUUUGGCCACCGUGUCACACUCUUGGCUCCAUGUUUAUGGAGCUCUCCCUUCUCUCAAAACUAGCUCUUUGAGGCUGCUCAAAAGAAGAUGUGCUUUAAAAAACAGAGAGAAUGAAAACACACAAGAAG